Myripristis murdjan (pinecone soldierfish) is the source of this 1573-nucleotide messenger RNA. It is a transcript of the gene cfap53, whose product is annotated as cilia and flagella associated protein 53. The record is from RefSeq and is a predicted model, not a curated record. Bases 1 to 1527 code for a protein of 508 amino acids. NCBI's taxonomy places the organism in Eukaryota, Metazoa, Chordata, Actinopteri, Holocentriformes, Holocentridae. The transcript has 8 exons.
AUGUUGGCUGGUCAGAGAAGAAAGCCGCAAUGUCGGGAAUUCAUCGGCCCGACUCCUCAUGCUGGCGCUGUGAGAGCAAGGUCCUCCUCUUCAAAGCCUCCAGAGCAUCUUAUUUUGGAAAGAAGAAAAAAGGAGGCUGCCCGAGACAAAAUCGUGGAGUUCACCAAGUACCAGCAAACCUGUGACCUGAAAACCACGUGGCAGAAGAGGGCUGAACGUCACGCUCUGCUUGGGACGAUUGAGAGACAAGUCAAAGAUGCCAUGAGCCAAUAUGAAAUGAGCACUGACGAGAGGAGGGACAGGCUGCGUCACAUGUUGGAAGCAGAGGAGCAGCAACUCAUGCAGGAGAUGGAGGACAAGAAAGAGACUGUGUUGGAAAAACAAGCUAAAAUGAGAGAAAGAGCCAAGUCACUAAAGGAAAGAAGGGAAAGUGAAAGGCAGCAACUGGCUGCGGACAAGAUGGACCAGCUAUUCAGACAACAGAGUGAGGAGCUUCGGGCCAAUGAGUUGAAACGCAGAGAGGAGGAGGUUUGCGUGGAACGUGCUGCACAGUUGCUGAGCAGGCAGCAGCUGCGUCAGCAGCAGCAGGAAGAGGAGAGGCUGUUUGCUCAACUGUGGGACGCUGAUCGGCAAGCCAAGGAGGAGCGAGAGAGCCAGGACAUGCAGAGGCAACAGCAGAACAACAUGGAACAACUGGGCUACCUGAGGGCUCAGAUGGAGGCGGCUGAACAGCAGAGACAACAGGCCAAGCAGCUGAAAGAGGAGGAGGCCCAACUUCUGCGGGAGCAGAGAGAGAUGCUGCAGCUAAAAGAAGAGCGAGAGCAGCACCAGAAGCUGCAGAACCAGGAGACACGGCGCAGACAGCUGGGUCAGUGUCUGCGGAUGAAAAUGAAACGUUUGGCCAAGGAGCAGCAGGAUGAGCUGGCACUGGAUAUGAGCAUCCUGCAGCAAGUUCUGAAAGAGGAGAAGGAUGAAAAACAGGAUGCUGCUCAGAGGAAGAUGAAGUUACGUGAUGAGCAGCAGAGGUACCGGCAAUACUUGGCUGACGAGCUGGAAAAGCAGAAGAGACAGGAGAAAGAGACAGAACAGCUAAUAGAGGCAGACCUGAAAGAAACCUGGGCAAAAAGGGAGAAGAGGAGUCAGAUGCAGAGGGAGGCCAGGAAUCGUCUGAUGAAGGACGUGAUGGAAACCCGUAACCUGCAGAUCCAACAGAAAUUGGAUAUGAACAUGCAGAAACAAAUUCAGCUGGCCAAGGAGAGAGAUGAACUGGCCAAAACCAUUGAGGAAACUAAACUACUGGAUGAGGAGCAGAAAAGACGUCACAGAGAGACAAGCAGAGCAUACCAAGCAGAUCUGCUGGCCCAGAUGAUGCACCAGCAGCAGCUACAGGCUGAGGAGAGAGCUCAGGAAGAGAGAGAGUACCAGCAUGGCCUGGCCAUGCAGGAGGAGUACAGUAAGAAGAUGCAGGAAAUCCUCUCCAGGCCAGAUUCCCACACCACGUCUGUCCACCCCUUUAGAAGAACAUAGGGCUGCAGUUCCAGCACUAGAUCUUAUCAAGAAAAUCACCUGUAUG